ACUAGAGAUUCGCCAGAGCGCGUAAACCCCGGGGAUCGGAACGGAUCGGUACACAGUGAGCAUCCCUCUUCUCCAUCCAACUGCACUUUUAUUUUCCUCGAUGCAAUGAAUUGUAUGACUAUAAUGAUCUCCACAAUGUUGCUUUCUGCACUUUUAUCAUAAUCCAUCAAUGGAUUGAAAGCGUGGAGGAAGAUGAAACCGACCAAUUAAAGAAGACGCAAGAAGAGGAUCAAACGAUCCAGGAGUUGUUUCAAACAGUAAUCUAUAAAGGACUCAAUUAGCAUAUGUCAAGAGGGCAUUUACAUAAGGGCCGUAUUUAAGCUGGUGUCUCAGAGCAGAGCCAGUCGCAUCCAGAGAGCACAAGAGGAGAGAAGCCGCAUAAGCUUGUGUGCUGGAGUGCGUAAGAGAGAGUAUUGGAUACACAGGGGACCGGAGCAAAGGGGAGUAGCCUGGAAGGUCGAGAGAGCAUGUGCUAAAACCAGAAGAGAGAGAAAGAGAGAGAAUCGGAUGUAAACACGCAUUGUCUGUCAAAGCCGCAAGCAGUGACUGCGCAAAACACUAGGGAAAGGGAAACCACAGGGGUUCUCCUCGCGGCAACUUUUCUUCGAGUGUCGGUGAUGGGUGCAGUCGGCGAGCUGGUGGGCAGCUUCUCUCACGGCUUGGAAAGCUUUGCGCACGGGUCUCAUUUCGUCCUCACGCCCCCCGGGGACUCCGGUGCUCCGAUGAACGAGCACAUCUUCUCCGCCGAGCGCCUGUCACGCAGCACUCCACCGGACCUGACGCAUCUGAAAGGGAUCCUCCGCCGCCGGCAGCUCUACUGCAGGACCGGCUACCACCUCGAGAUAUUACCGAACGGCUCGGUGCAAGGCACGAGAAAAGACCACAGCAGAUUUGGUAUAUUGGAAUUCAUUAGCCUCGCUGUGGGGAUGGUGAGCAUCCGUGGUGUGGACAGCGGACUGUAUCUGGGAAUGAACAUCAGUGGCGAACUGUAUGGCUCUGAAAAGCUGACAGCGGAGUGUGUGUUCAGGGAGCAGUUUGAGGAGAACUGGUACAACACUUACUCUUCUAACCUUUAUCGACACGGCGAGCGAGGAUCCCAUUAUUACGUAGCCCUCAACAAAGAUGGAACGUCUCGAGGUGGAGCUCGUUCUCGGAGGCACCAGCGUUUCACGCAUUUCUUGCCUCGGCCUGUGGAUCCAGAGCGUGUUCCUGAGCUUUACAAGGAGAUACUAGGUCACAGCUGAAGCCACUGAACCUCAAAUUCAACCCCCUCCAAAAAGCACCUGCAUGCUCCUUAUCCCCCUCGGACAAACCUGUGUCAGGAGAAAGCUGCUCAGACGAGGAGGGAAAGAGGCCCUUAUUUGCGGGCUGAAGUUGGACCAUUAGCAGGAGAUGGAAAGCCCUGGAUUGGAGUUGCAGGGACCAAAUGUCUGGAUAGUUCCUGAUGAACAGAUCCAUUCACACCUGCUGUUUGUAGGACACAAGGGAUUUUGGAUUAAAAGAGAGCACUGGUGGACUUCUUGCCAGAGGAUGAUGGAUAUCUGCUACUACUGAAAAUACCAAAAGGCUUCUGAAGGAAUUCUGUGAAAUGCUUUUGAGAUUUUCUUCUCUUCCAAACACUGGCAUGGACAAACAGGAGACAAACUCCUCCAAACAUAUCUCUUUAGGUCCUUUAAUUUAUGUUUUUGAAAGAUAUUUAUUUUAUAUAUUUAUUUAUUUUGAAAAUAUAUUUUUACAAGAAUAUAUGCAAGAUGUAACAGGAACGUCAUGAGAGCUUUAUUUUCUAACACUAUAGAGACAUGACUUCUAGAGACAGAACUACUGAAGAAAGUAUUUUUGGUGUUUUUGGUUGUAUGUGAUCCACCAUGGUGUCCCUCCAUUUUUGUUUAUCUCUCAUGUCAUUAAACCAGAUCCUUAAGAGCCUGAGAAUGUUCCAGAAUUCACUGGGGAAUUAAACAGUUCAAAUGACUGCA
This is a messenger RNA of Carassius gibelio (silver crucian carp), 1973 nucleotides long. RefSeq names its product fibroblast growth factor 20-like. Gene Ontology annotation, biological process: positive regulation of gene expression; regulation of cell migration; cell differentiation. The transcript has 3 exons. The coding region runs from base 618 to 1244 and encodes 208 amino acids. Gene Ontology annotation, molecular function: growth factor activity; fibroblast growth factor receptor binding. NCBI's taxonomy places the organism in Eukaryota, Metazoa, Chordata, Actinopteri, Cypriniformes, Cyprinidae. Gene Ontology annotation, cellular component: cytoplasm. The record is from RefSeq and is a predicted model, not a curated record.